Colletotrichum gloeosporioides is the source of this 1242-nucleotide messenger RNA. Its product is annotated as ATP synthase subunit d. The transcript is spliced from 5 exons. Lineage: Eukaryota; Fungi; Ascomycota; Sordariomycetes; Glomerellales; Glomerellaceae. Gene Ontology annotation, molecular function: proton transmembrane transporter activity. Gene Ontology annotation, cellular component: nascent polypeptide-associated complex; cytoplasm. The coding region runs from base 1 to 1242 and encodes 413 amino acids. Gene Ontology annotation, biological process: proton motive force-driven ATP synthesis; protein targeting to membrane. The record is from RefSeq and is a predicted model, not a curated record.
AUGGCCAACCCCCGCGUUGAAGAGCUUCCCGAUGACGAGACCAAGAAGGUCUCCGUCGAGGAGCACGAGGACGAGAGCUCCGACUCCGAGGUUGAGGGCGAGGAUGCUGAGGGCCUUCCCUCCGGCUCCACCGCUGUCGUCCACUCCCGCAACGAGAAGAAGGCCCGCAAGGCCCUCGAGAAGCUGCACCUGACGAGAGUGCAGGGCAUCACCCGCGUCACCCUGCGCCGCCCGAAGAACAUCCUCUUCGUCAUCAACAACCCCGAGGUCUACAAGUCCCCCAACAGCAACACCUACAUCGUCUUCGGUGAGGCCAAGAUCGAGGACCUCAACGCCACCGCCCAGCAGGCUGCCGCCCAGCAGCUCGCCGCUGCCGGUGGUGAGCACGACCACGCCGGCCACAGCCACGCUGAGCCCAGCAAGGCCGCCGAGGCUGAUGCCAAGAAGGAGGAGGAGGAGGAGGAUGACGGCGAGGAGGUUGACGCCGAGGGCAUUGAGGACAAGGACAUCGAGCUCGUCAUGACCCAGGCCAACGUCAGCCGGAAGAAGGCCAUCAAGGCCCUGAAGGAGAACGACAACGACAUUCGAAGCGCAGCUCUGAAGCUCGACUGGGCCAAGGUCACGACCUCCCUCGGCCUCCGCGGCCAGACCGUCGCCUCCCUCCAGGCCUUCAAGAAGCGCAACGAGGACGCCCGCCGCAAGGUCCAGACCCUCUCCGAGCUCCCCACGACCGUCGACUUCGCCCACUACCGCUCCGUCCUCAAGAACCAGGCCGUCAUCGACGAGAUCGAGAAGCGCUUCACUGCCUUCAAGCCCGCCAGCUACGACGUCGCCCGCCAGGUCAAGGCCAUCGAGGCCUUCGAGGUUGAGGCCGUGAAGAACGCCGAGGCCACCAAGGACAAGGUCGACCUCGAGCUCAAGGACCUCGAGAAGACCCUCGCCAACAUCGAGACCGCCCGUCCCUUCGAGGACCUCACUGUCGACGAAGUCUCCGCCGCCGAGCCCUCGAUCGACGAGAAGACCUCCCAGCUCGUUUCCAAGGGCCGCUGGUCCGUACCGGGAUACAAGGCUGGACGUUCCGUCCACUUCCGGCACUACUCCCGGCUAAGCGGGACACCGCGCCAUCAACAACCCGGACACCGACCCCACUCCGCCGGCCUCAUCCAGCUCAUAAAGUGCAUGGUCCCUCAUCGUGUCCCUGCUCAACCUUCCUCUGUGAUUGAUCUUCUCCAGCAUUGUUGA